Aspergillus versicolor CBS 583.65 is the source of this 426-nucleotide messenger RNA. Its product is annotated as cupin domain-containing protein. NCBI's taxonomy places the organism in Eukaryota, Fungi, Ascomycota, Eurotiomycetes, Eurotiales, Aspergillaceae. The record is from RefSeq and is a predicted model, not a curated record. The transcript is spliced from 2 exons. The coding region runs from base 1 to 426 and encodes 141 amino acids.
AUGGAAGAGCCACCCUACGACCCCGAAUGCCCCAUGGGGACGACCACGAUCGUCUAUCAAUACAAACUCGAAAACUGUCCCGGAAAGACCAUCGUCGGCAUGCUCGUCGAAUAUCCUCCGAACGGCGCAACCCCACCUCAUCGCCACGGGGGCGCGUCGGUCUCCGCCCAUGUCCUCCACGGCACUCUGUUGAACAAAAUGAACGACGAGCCGAUGAAGGUGAUGGGGAAAGGCGAUGCCUGGCAUGAGGCGCCUGGAUGUCAUCAUAAGAUUGGCGCAAAUGCCAGCAAGACUGAGCCAGCGGCCUUCUUCGUUACUUUUGUGCUUGACACUGAGGCGCUGGAGAGGGAGGGGCCGUCUGUGCUGGUCCAGAUUGAUGAGGAGUAUAAGGACAUCGUGGCGAAGAAGAUCAGGGAGAAUAAAUGA